Asparagus officinalis (garden asparagus) is the source of this 1698-nucleotide messenger RNA. RefSeq lists its product as uncharacterized. NCBI's taxonomy places the organism in Eukaryota, Viridiplantae, Streptophyta, Magnoliopsida, Asparagales, Asparagaceae. The record is from RefSeq and is a predicted model, not a curated record. The transcript has 5 exons. Bases 808 to 1440 code for a protein of 210 amino acids.
CUUAAUAGAAUAGCUGUUUAAUUAAGAAUAGCUGAUGACAACUGUUGUUCUUUAUUUCCUUGCUCUUUCGCCUUCUGAAACAAACAGACACAAACACGUACACAUUUUGCUUUGUACACAAACAUGUAUACAAACGCAAUUAAAGCCAAACAUGAAUGAUUCAUAUAAACAUAUAUGGCUGUUAAAACAUUAUAAUUUAAUUAAUCAAGUAAUAUGUACACUAAAUAUGCUCAGGUGAGUAGUCAUUGAGCUUUUGUUAAACCAGACAUAAUGUGUGUUAAUUGAGGCUGAAUUUCAUCUCAAGCAUUAGAAAUUGUACCUGCUUCUGGAAUCUUUGUUUUGAUAGUUAUAUCCUAAAAGCUUAAGUUGUGGAUCAAAAAACUUCAAAACUGUGAGUUUCCUCAAUUGUUUGGUGUGUUACUUUGAUAUACAUAACAUUAUAUGUUUUGGUGUAGAUUAGUGAAUGGUGUGUUUUUGUUUCGUAAGGCUGACUCGUUAGAUAAAUUUGAAAGAAAUUUAUCAAAAACUAUAAAACCAUAUUUAUGCUUAUAUGUAUAUUCAUGCUUACAAAAGGAUAUUCAUGCUUAUAUGUAUAUUCAUGCUUAACUGUACUUGUAGCAAAGAUUUGAUGUCGAGGACUAUGAGAACGACCUAGUCAUCCAAGAUUCCAUAAAGAAAAAGUGUCAGAGUAUAUAUAGAAAUUGGAAGCAUGAGUUGCACGCCUACUAUCUUGGUUUAAUAGAGAAGGGAGUACCUGAUCCCAAGAACCAUCCACCGAAGCGUGUGGAGCCCAAUGAUUGGGUAUCGAUGAUCGAUGUGUGGGAAACUGAAGAAUGGAAGACAAAAUCUUAUAAAGCGAAGGAGAGUCGAUCAAAGUUGCCCUACAAUCAUAUAUCUGGUUCCCGAUCAUUUGCAGCAGCGAUGUCACUAAUCAAAUCAAAAAAUGAUGGGCAAGCUCCAUCUUUUCCGGAAUUUUACAAGGAAACCCACUACCAAAAAAAAAAGAAAGUAUGGGUAAACGAGAAAGCACAAGAUACCUAUGAGCAAUUAGUCAACAAGACUACCGAACAAUCUCAGUCCGAAGUUACAUCCCCGAUGAAUGAGUUUGAGAUCUCCAUUGAGGUACUUGGAAGGAGACCAGGUUACCUGAAGGGGUAUGGGAUCCACCUUCGAGGGAGUUCAUCUACCAGGUCUCUUGCAAAGUCAGCUGAGCGAGAUGCUGAGGUCGUGGCUUUAAAGGAGACAGUAGCUGUGCAAGCCGAACAAAUUGCCUCACAAGCCGAGCAGAUUACCUCACAAGCCGAGCAGAUGAACGCACAAGCCGAGCAGAUGAACGCACAAGCCCAGAAGACUGCUAAACUUGAGGCUUUAGUGCAUCAGCUAUUUGCACGUAGCCAGCCUGCAGCGAGCAGUGGUAGUAGAGAUUUCUCAUCGAGAUGAGAAAACAAUGCUCUUAAUGCAGGUGUUGCUGUUCGUAUGCAGAAAACAAAGUCUCUUUAGGCACUUAAUGCAGAUACUCCUCCUGUAAUCAACUAUUUGUAAUUAAUGAUACAAAUUUGAGAUUGUCGUUUCUAGUUUUCUUGAUGUAAUCUGUUUUUGAGAGACUUUAUGUACUUGGGUAUGCAAAAGGAAGUUUGUAAAUUAACGCUUUUAGCGCUCAAGGGGAAAUGGAAAAAUAAACUUUUAUGUUGAUGUGAA